Messenger RNA from Rotaria sordida, 276 nucleotides. Lineage: Eukaryota; Metazoa; Rotifera; Eurotatoria; Philodinida; Philodinidae. The record is from the annotation of a GenBank genome assembly.
AUGUUGAUUAUUUUAGUUAUCGGUAAAAUCAUUGCUCGUGCCACCAAAAAUGCAAUAAAUAUGCAACAGCAAGUUUUCCUGGUUGUUAUUACUUUAACUAUUCUUCUUGUUCAACACUGUCAAUCUCAUUCUGAACAACAACCAAAAGGUUUUCCAAAACAAUUUGUUGCUAUAUUAAAUCAAACAUCCUAUUUACAUUGGAAAGAUUCUGGUGCACCAGAACAAUUAGUUUAUGAUUUUAUUAAUCAACGUGCACGAUUUGAUAUAAAAGGUUGA